This is a messenger RNA of Stegastes partitus (bicolor damselfish), 513 nucleotides long. It is a transcript of the gene hp, whose product is annotated as haptoglobin. Gene Ontology annotation, biological process: proteolysis. Lineage: Eukaryota; Metazoa; Chordata; Actinopteri; Pomacentridae. The record is from RefSeq and is a predicted model, not a curated record. Gene Ontology annotation, molecular function: serine-type endopeptidase activity.
AUGCCCGGGCAGGCGAUGGUUUACCUCGGGGAGGCUGUUGUGGACGGAGCAUACGCAGGCGGUGCUCCCAUCUCUGACGCCUGGAAGAAACCUUUUGUCAGCAAGAGUCAACAGGACAUUGAGCGAAAGCUUCCCGUCCUCCCUAAAGUGCACCUGGGAAUCUCGGAUCCCUCUGAAGAGGCUGCUGUAGAGAAGGUUGUUCUCCAUCCACAGUUUCAGAACCGCUCUGACUGGGACGACGAUGUAGCUCUGCUCCAGCUGAAGGCAUCUGUGGUUAUGAGUGAUAAGAUUACCCCCAUCCCUUUGCCCGAGAGAGGCCAUAAAUCCUGCACCAGUCACAAGUACGGAGUCUAUAUGAAGAUUUCCUCAUAUGUGCCCUGGAUCCACAGCGUGGUCAGAGGAGGGAGAGGAAGCCACGUCCACGAUGUACUCAUGGCAGCAGCGUGGGAAAGAAAACCUGUGAACAGAUCAAAGAGAAGCACAAUUAACGCUGCCAUGAUGAUAACAGCAUGA